AUCACCGCCCGCAACCGCAAAGCGAAUCCAAUCACCGCACGGCUCUCCGCCCGCCACGCCACCACACCAAACCGCCGCCAUGCCGCGUGCUUCCGGCCGUCCGCCGUCGUCGGAGCAGGGCCCGACCGCCUCCCCCUCCACCCCGCCGGCGGAUUCCUCCAUCGCGGCCCUCAUCGACCGCGCCACCUCCACCACGGCCCCCUCCGUCGACCCCGCACUCCUCCGCGCCAUCAAGUCCUCCGCGCGCGCCUCCGAUGGCGCCGUCCGCGACGCCUUCCGCUUCCUCCUCUCCCUCAUGGCCAAGCCCCACUCCCACGUGCGUAAGCCCCUCCCCCCGGAUCUCCAGUUCCCCCGCCCCCGUGCCGCGCGGGAGGCACGCACGCAGGAGAUCUUGACUGCCAAGGUCGAACAGUUGCGGUCCACGAUUGGAUCCAUAAAGGCUGAAAUCCGGUCCACCAUCGAAGAGAUCCGCAACGGGCUGGGCAUCAUCCGGGCUGAGUAUGAGAAAUUCGAGCGUUAUGCAGAUGAGGAAGAGGAGGAGGAGAUUGCUUCAAUGGCAAUGCGGAGUAUCAGGACAGCAUCAUUGAUGGCUGGGCAGUGGGUGCCUGAAACUCAGGAAAACGAGGCAGUUUUUGAUGCGUUGAGGGAGGCGUACCGGCUCCUUAUAUCGAAGCAUUUCAGCACCAUUCAGGAUUGGAUAUCUGUGCUUGUUAGGGUCAAUCUUGCAGAUAAUCGGUUCAGAGAUUCUGCAUUGAAGGAAUUCAUUGAUGUUAAGAAUGAAAUACGUGCUGUAAGAGGCCAGUGCAAUGAGCUUGGUCUCGAUCUUGAUAAUGUUCGUAGGAAGAAGGAUGUUCAGGAGGAAGAUGAAGAGGAUUGGGUGGAGGGAAAGAUUGAAGUUCCUAGUCCUCCUAGAGUUGAUAGCACUGUAGAUGUUGCAGGUUCCAACAAGGACAAUAGGAAGGGAAAGAGGAUGGUGAAUGGAGGUAAUGGUGACUUGCCAAAUGGCGGUAAUAGAUCUCAGGAGAUGGAUCCAGAGAGAAAAAAGCUCCUUACUGAAGCCCCUUUGGUAUCAUGGAGCUCUGUCUUGGACCGGUGGGGUUCAAAUAUGGAUGCACAUGUAAACCAGAGGGGGCUUGAGCUCGAGAGCCAUUGGGGGAGGAUGGAUAAUGAUGCUGUUAUACCUGCUGCAAAGAUUGCAGAGUUAAAUGUUCACCAUUCUAUUUAUAAAGAAGAGCCAGUUGAGAUCCUACCAUGUCAUGCACCUCUGAAGAAAGGAGGUCUUUGCCAGAGAAGGGAUCUCAAGAUAUGCCCUUUUCAUGGGCUCAUCAUCCCACGUAAUGCAAGUGGAAAUCCAAUUGGCAAAAUUGGUGGCAGUUCUGAUGCAGGAGGCGAUCCGCUUGAGCAGAAAGUAGACAUUCGUGAGGCAGGAGGAAAUCCGAUUAAGACAAAUGGAGGCAGUGAUACUGAAAGUACACAGGAGGGUCAGGAGCCCUCUACUUCAAUGAUGAGAAGCAUAAAUAAUGACACAAGCGACAUCGAUGGAGCACAUGACCUGAGUAAAAUUACAAUGGACCAGCUGGCAAUGCAAGCAAUUAAGAAUGUUCGGAAAAGGGACAUGGACAACAAAGCACGGGAAAGAGCCCAACGUGCGAGAAUCCGCCAGCACAAUGAAGAUGUUCUGCGGCAAGCGGCUAUUGCUUCAACGCCCCACUCAGCGGCAGCAUAUGACCAGCCUUCUGGAACAUUGGGCCGACGUGGUCGACGUCGAGGUAAGACGAAGGAACCUACACUAUCAUCAAUGCUGAAGAAGAAAGUUACUGCAAAAGAUAGAAUUGCAGGGAGGCUUCUAAAUGGUCGUGCUAGGGACGCAACAAUAAGAGAAGCUUCUAAUACUGAGGAUAUGACCUACAGAGAAGCAUUCCCAAAUCAGUGGCAGUGAAAGCACACUGAGUAGGUCUUUCUUCGUUAUUAACAGCUUCGUUUUGCUGUGCUGCUGUACGCUUGAGGUGCUUGAAGUACUCAGGGCACUGAAGCUGCUUCCAGCCUGUUCAUGGAAAAUUUCAGAAAAGGAAUUCCUAGACCAUGUGUACAGCCGGAUUGACAAUCGAAAUCGCAGUGUGGUGCCUGUAAACUGGAUGCUUCGAUUUUGUGAAGCAGGACAAGCAGUUUGUCCUCAUUGCCGACCAUCCUUUCACGACACCGAGCUUCUCUCAAGCUACACCAUGGACAUCCAUGAUUCUGAACCGGCCUUAGCAGAUUACAUGAGGUGCCGAUAAACUGGAUGAUUGGUACCUAUGGUUUCCACUGCUAGGAAAGGGUUCCUGUUUUCUCUCUUUUCUUUUGUUUUGUUAUUUUGGUUAUGCCCUUGGCUUGUUCCGGGCAAGAAACAGGUUGACUCUAGGUUGUAUCUUCUGUGACGGAAUUACUGUUUGCUAUCAGAUUUGUACUCUAUGCUGCACUGUUUAGCUUGGUGCUGCCAUCUUGUGUGCAGUGUGGUUCUUCAUUUCUGUAGUAGAUAAUGUCAGCUCAAAGAAAUGGCAUAACCUUUUUCCAACAUAUACUCUAUGCUCAACCUUUUUUCCUCUGUUCUGUAUUUAA
This is a messenger RNA of Triticum dicoccoides, 2598 nucleotides long. RefSeq names its product UV-stimulated scaffold protein A homolog. Gene Ontology annotation, cellular component: chromosome. The record is from RefSeq and is a predicted model, not a curated record. The transcript is spliced from 2 exons. Gene Ontology annotation, molecular function: RNA polymerase II complex binding. Lineage: Eukaryota; Viridiplantae; Streptophyta; Magnoliopsida; Poales; Poaceae. Gene Ontology annotation, biological process: transcription-coupled nucleotide-excision repair; response to UV. The coding region runs from base 80 to 1939 and encodes 619 amino acids.